UCGCAGUAGGGAGAAGGCACGGAGGCCCUUAGUCCAGAGUCCAGACUGUCCACCACACUCUCUAAAGAGUCUAACCCUACCGGCUUGGAAACUGGUGCGGACAUCAGAGUUAGGUUCGGCAUCUGGUUUCAGUCAACGAAAGCUCAGCUCCGGUCACAGUCAUUCACUUCUUCUCCGGAAGAAGACGAAGGAGGACAGAGCUCUGGUUGAUCGGAAGGUGGAGAUUUUGUAAUUCUAGGGUUUUGAAUAAUCCAACUGUGAUGAUUGGAUGAUCUUCUAGGGUUUCUGAUGGGGAGUAGGGUUCCAGUGCAGCAUUACAAUUUGAGGUCGGCCAAUUCGUUUAUCGGGAGCUCUUUGCACGAUCUCAAUACUGUUGAUGCCCGCCCUGGCGACAUCCAGGGCAUCACAGCCGAUGUUGUGGACCGCGAUGCUGCAGUCACCGACGAUAGCUUGGACAACGAUGAUGAUGAUUCUGGUGCUGUUGACUGCAUGCAUGAGUCUUACAGGGAUUCUUUGCCCCUUCACACUGUUGGGGUGGAAGAAGAUCGUUCUGGCCUUGAGAACAAUGGGUCCUCAAGGGGUCCUUAUGAUAUUUUGACAAUCAAUGAUAUUUCACCAAUUGAAGCAGCAAGGGCAAGGUUUAUGCAAAUUAUUGUGGACCAUUUCAUCGAUGAUCAUGUAAUUGAAGUUGCUGAUUCUGAGGCUGACUAUAAUGGUCAAUCUGGGCAAGAUAAGCUAAACAAAAGGAAAUCAAGAGAGGUGCAAUAUGAAGGUGAUCCAAGGUUUGUUUUACCCUUGAUGUAUGUGGCGAAUAUGUAUGAAACUUUAGUUAAUGAGGUCAACAUCAGGCUUGCCUCCUUGAAUGGUAUUCGUGAAAAGACCAUUGGAGUAGCCCUUGAAGCGGCUGGUGGUUUAUAUAGAAGGCUGGCUAAGAAAUUUCCUAAAAAAGGACCCUGUACAUUUAAAAGAAGGGAAUUGGCAACUUCAAUUGAAACAAGGACAAGAUUCCCAGAAUUAGUAAUACAAGAAGAGAAACGGGUUCGGUUUGUGGUUGUCAAUGGUUUGGUUAUUGUUGAUAAACCGAAUAGUGUGCCUAUUGAUGAUGCAGAGUGGUUUAAACGAUUGACGGGCCGGGAUGAAGUAGCUGUGUCUGCUCGAGACUACAAGUUUUAUUCUCCAAGACACAAGUAUAGGCGUGUUGCAUCAAACCCUGUGUCGAACAUCCCUGGUUUGCCUACAUUUCCUGGCACGGAUACCUCUCCUACAAUGGCUAGUGCACAAGGAUUUCGCACUGUAAAUGAACCACAAAAUCAGCAGGCUACCCCAUCCAAACAUCAUAUGCAAUCACUAUCACAGUUUCACCCUAUUCAUCAGAACCAUCAUCAACCCAUUCACCAAACUCAGCAUUCAGCACACUUUUCUCACAGUCAUCAAUGUGGGCCACCAUCACAUUUACCUGAAAUUCCUCAUGGCCACCAGUCACCAACCAUCCCGCAACAUAUGGCUUGCUUACAACCCAUCACUGGAGGUCAUGUCAGUGGACGCUUGCAUGUACUGCACACAUGCUUACUGGGGAAAAUUCAAACGCCAACACCAUAGGACUGCAAAGAAUUGAGAUUUUUAUUUGAAUCCAUUGUCCCUGACUGAUUGAUUUAAUUGUGUGAUCUCAUGGAAAAGGGAGGUUACAAACAAAUUUCCACUACCUGGAUGAGGCAGCAGCUAUGGGAAAGAUAUAAUAUGCUUUUACUCUUUUUUUUUUUUUCAAAAAUGAUGUCCUUAGCUAGGGCAGCCUUCGACCUGAAAAUUGCAACUUAAGGUAGAAGAUACCGAUUGCUCAAUGACGUAUUUGAAAACUGAUGACACCUUUUGCAAUACUAUCUGCCUCAUAUGUAAACCUUUGUUAAAGUAUCUAAUGUUGUUUGGUUGCUGCAUUUUGAGGGCUUUUGGGAGGCACACCUCCUAGAAACAUCAUGAUGAGGAGUGUUUUCCAACCUUCUCUUUGCACCUCCUCCUGGCAUUGCAUCACUAAAGAGCUUUUGGCCCUCAAACAUGUUUAACAGAAAAUGCAGUUUUUGAUGUAUCCAUAAUUGAAGCAUUGAAAUUCAUGACCAUUCCCUAACUCCAGAUCUUUGUACCAUGCUGGUUAGGCAUUUCCUUGUGAUAAUGAGGAUAAUAACUCAAUGCUAUUUGUGCGUUUCAAGUU
This is a messenger RNA of Vitis vinifera (wine grape), 2203 nucleotides long. RefSeq lists its product as uncharacterized. The coding region runs from base 289 to 1599 and encodes 436 amino acids. The transcript is spliced from 9 exons. The record is from RefSeq and is a predicted model, not a curated record. Lineage: Eukaryota; Viridiplantae; Streptophyta; Magnoliopsida; Vitales; Vitaceae.